Messenger RNA from Oryzias melastigma (Indian medaka), 11420 nucleotides. RefSeq names its product Down syndrome cell adhesion molecule-like protein 1 homolog. Gene Ontology annotation, biological process: dendrite self-avoidance; axon guidance; homophilic cell-cell adhesion. Gene Ontology annotation, cellular component: axon; plasma membrane. The transcript is spliced from 35 exons. The record is from RefSeq and is a predicted model, not a curated record. Lineage: Eukaryota; Metazoa; Chordata; Actinopteri; Beloniformes; Adrianichthyidae. Gene Ontology annotation, molecular function: cell-cell adhesion mediator activity. Bases 394 to 6684 code for a protein of 2096 amino acids.
AGCAUCUUCUUUUUGCCCCUAGAGAAAACCCACGAGAAAAGAUGUUUGCGCUUGGAUGUGGAACUUGGAUAAAAUCGCGAUCUCCGUGUGCGUAAAACAAGCUUUUCUCAUUAGUACGUCGGUCUCAUCUCUCCACUACGGCGCAUUAUUAGGAGACCGGGGGUGGGGCGACAGCAGUCUGUCCCGGUGAGGGGAGGAGAGAACAGGCAACUGAGGCGGAUCUUUCGCGGCUGCUCGUUUCUGGGCGCUGGAGAGUGCGGGACCAGGGCUGGAGACACCCCCGGGGAGAAGGAACAGAACCAGUCCAGCACGGACCUCGCUUGACCGCUGCGCCGUGCACUCUUGUUUGGGGACUGCACAACAUUCCUAUGAAAUAUUACAGCUUUUAAUGGCAUGUGGCUUGUAACUUUACUUCUGCUGUAUUCUUUGCAAGAAGUCAACAGUGAGGAUGUUGUCUCUACGCGGCUGUACUUUGUGAACGCCUCCCUGCAGCGGGUGACCUUCUCCAGCUCGGUGGGGGUGUCCCUGCCCUGCCCUGCGGGCGGCGCCCCCCAUGCCGUCCUGCGCUGGUACCUGGCCACCGGAGACGACAUUUACGAUGUGCCCCAUAUCCGCCAUGUGCAUGCCAAUGGCACCCUCCAGCUAUACCCCUUCUCACCCUCAGCCUAUAACAGCAUCAUCCACGACAACGAGUACUUCUGCACUGCUGAGAACCAAGCAGGCAAGAUACGAAGCCCCAGCAUCCAUAUCAAAGCAGUGUUUAGGGAGCCCUACACAGUCCGUGUGUCCGACCAGCGCUCCAUGCGGGGUAAUGUUGCCGUGUUCAAGUGCCUCAUCCCCUCCGCCGUCCAGGAGUACGUCAGCGUGGUGUCCUGGGAGAAAGACACUGUUUCCAUCGUCCCCGGUAAUCGUUUCUUCCUGACUUUAUAUGGCGCUUUGUAUAUCUCAGAAGUGCAAAAGGAAGAUGCUCUUUCCACAUACCGCUGCAUCACAAAGCACAAGUACAGUGGAGAGACUCGCCAAAGCAAUGGAGCCAGACUUUCUGUUAUGGACCCUACGGAGUCCACCCCGUCCGUGUUGGACAGUUUCCAGUCUGGUGAGGUGCAGAUCGGGCACAACGUGGAGCUACCCUGCAUCGCCUCUGGAUAUCCGAACCCUACCAUCCGAUGGUUAAAAGAUGGUCGACCAUUACCAGCAGACUCCCGCUGGACACGCCGCAUCACUGGCCUCACCAUCUCUGACUUGAGACUUGAGGACAGUGGCAAUUACAUCUGUGAGGUUACCAACAGCUUUGGCUCUAAGGAGGUGGCAGGUCACCUCAAUGUUAUUGAACCACUCAGAGUGACCUUGUCUCCUAAGAAUCUGAAGACAGGGAUCAGCAGUACAGUCAUCCUCUCCUGUGCUGUUCAAGGUUCCCCCCACUUUACUGUCUCUUGGUACCGAAACACAGAGUCUGUCCUGCCCGAUCAGCACUUUUCCAUCCAAGGGGCUCACAAUGAGACACUGUUUAUUUCCGCUGCACAAAAGAGACACUCUGGAGCUUACCAGUGCUUUGCCACACGAAAAGGCCAGACCGCCCAGGACUUCUCUAUCAUACUGCUAGAAGAUGGCACUCCCCGCAUUGUUGCCUCGUUCAGUGAACGUGUAGUGGUCCCAGGCGAGCCGUUUUCCUUGAUGUGCGCUGCCAAAGGAGCACCUCCACCGACCAUCACGUGGACCCUGGACGACGAACCCGUAGCUCGGGACCUGUCCCGUGUCCGGACCAGCCAGUACACGCUUUCUGAUGGCAGCACUGUGAGCCACGUCAAUGUCAGCAGCCCUCAAAUUCGAGAUGGAGGAGUGUAUCGGUGCGCCGCACGAAACUCGGCUGGUAGUGCCGAGUACCAAGCGCGCAUAAACGUAAGAGGUCCACCAAGGAUUAGGCCUAUGAAGAACAUCACGGCAGUUGCAGGGAGAAACACUUUUAUAAACUGCCGUGUAAUUGGGUAUCCGUACUACUCAAUUAACUGGUACAAAGAUGGGCUCCUGUUGCCUGACAACCAUCGCCAGGUGGUGUUUGAGAAUGGGACUCUGAAGCUCAGCGAUGUUCAGAAAGGCAUGGACGAGGGGGCUUAUGUGUGCAGCGUGCUGAUUCAACCGCAGCUAUUCAUCACGCAGACUGUCUAUGUCACCGUCAAAGUUCCUCCACUGAUCCAGCCAUUUGACUUUCCGCCGACCUCCAUUGGUAAAUUGAUGUACAUAGCCUGCGUGGUGUCGUCUGGAGACAUGCCCAUACACAUUACGUGGCGCAAAGACGGCCAGGAGAUCGUGCCCUCCUCAGGCAUCACUAUUGAUACCAAGGAGUUCAUGAGCUCCCUCCAGAUAUCCAAGGUGUCACUCAAACACAACGGCAACUACACCUGCAUAGCCAGGAAUGAUGCUGCCACUGUCAGCACAGAGAGGCAGCUCACAGUUACAGUGCCUCCGCGGUUUGUUGUGCAGCCCAACAAUCAGGAUGGAAUCUAUGGCAAGGCAGCAAUCCUGAACUGUUCUGUUGAUGGCUACCCUCCACCUAAGGUCAUGUGGAAGCAUGCCAAGGGGGCACUAGCGGGAAUUGGAAACCCCCAACAGUACCACCCUGUGCCGCUGACAGGCCGGAUUCAGAUCAUGAAUAAUGGCUCUCUACUAAUCAGACACGUCUUGGAAGAGGACCGUGGCUUCUACCUCUGUCAGGCCUCCAAUGGAGUGGGCUCAGACAUUAGCAAGAGCAUGGUCCUCACAGUUAAGAUCCCAGCAAUGAUCACCAGUCACCCCAACACUACCAUGGCUAAGAAGGGUCAUGUGAAGGAGUUGAACUGCACAGCCAGGGGAGAAUGGCCCAUCAUCAUCCGCUGGGAAAGAGGGGACACCGUUAUUGACCCCGACCGCAACCCACGAUACUCCAUAACCACUAGUCCCAAUGAAAAGACAGAUGAAGUGUUGUCUACACUAAAGCUAAAGCCAGCAGAGCGUGAGGAUUCAGUUUUCUUCUCCUGUCAUGCUAUCAAUUCUUAUGGAGAAGGACGGGGCCUUAUUCAACUCACUGUUCAAGAGCCUCCGGACCCCCCGGAACUGGAGGUGCGAGAAGUGAAGGAUCGAAGUAUGAAUCUUAGGUGGACCCAAAGAUUUGAUGGAAAUAGCAUUAUUACCUCUUAUGAUAUUGAAUACAAAAACAAGACAGAUACCUGGGAGCUUAAGCAUGCCACUCGAAACAUCUCUCCCACAAACAAUCAGGCCAACAUUGUGGACCUUCACCCCGCCUCUGUUUAUAGUAUUCGGAUGUACUCAUACAAUGCCAUUGGAAAGAGUGAGGCCAGCAAGGAACUCACCAUCAGCACAGAAGAAGCUCAGCCUGACGGCCCUCCAAUGGAUGUGACCCUGCAGGCAGUGACUUCUCAAAGCAUCAGAGUCACCUGGAAGGCGCCGAGGAAGGAGCUACAGAACGGCGUGAUUCGAGGUUACCAGAUUGGUUAUAGAGAGAAUGGCCCAGGCAGCAAUGGCCAGUACAGCAUUGUGGAGAUGAAAGCCACAGGAGACAGCGAAGUCUACACCCUUGACAAUCUAAAGAAGUUUGCUCAGUAUGGAGUGGUGGUCCAGGCCUUCAACAGAGCUGGAACUGGACCUUCAAGCUCAGAAAUCAAUGCUACAACCCUGGAAGACGUGCCCAGUCAGCCCCCUCAGAACGUGCGAGCCAUCUCUGUCACAUCCGACGAGGCGGUGAUCACAUGGGCUGAGCCUCCAAGAAUGACUCUGCAUGGAGUUUUGAAGGGAUAUCGGGUCGUGUUUUGGGCUGUUUUCCCAGAUGGAGAGUGGGGUGAAAUGCAAAACAUUACAACGAUCAAGGAGCAGGUAGAGCUGAAAGGCCUGGAGAAGUUCACCAACUACAGCAUCCAGGUUCUUGCGUUCACUCAGGCAGGAGAUGGAGUACGGAGCAACGUCCUGUACAUCCAAACCCGAGAAGACUUACCUGGACCUCCAGCUGGCAUCAAAGCUGUGCCCUCCUCUGCCAGCAGUGUUGUGGUGUCAUGGUUACCCCCUCACAAGCCAAAUGGAAUCAUCCGCAAGUACACAAUCUACUGCUCCAGCCCUGGCUCAGGUCAACCACUGCCAAGCGAGUAUGAGGCCAACCCGGAGCUGCUGUUUUACCGAAUCACCCACCUCAACCACCGACAGCAGUACCUGAUCUGGGCUUCAGCUGUCACAACUGCAGGUCGCGGGAACUUCAGUGACAAAGUCACAGUAGAACCAGCCGCUAAGGCUCCAGCUAAAAUCAUAUCCUUUGGAGGUACGGUGACCACUCCCUGGAUGAAAGAGGUGCGCCUGCCCUGCAGCUCAGUAGGUGAACCCACACCUUCCAUAAAAUGGACCAAAGACAGUGAGGACACCGCCAUCCCUGUGUCUGUGGAUGGACAGCGCCUUAUUUUGUCCAACGGGACUCUGGUGCUGCGCUCCGUUAAAGCGGAAGACUCUGGCUACUACACCUGCACGGCCACCAACACGCUCGGCUUUGACACUAUAAUCGUCAACCUUUUGGUGCAAGUGCCUCCAGACCAGCCUCGUCUAACAGUCUCCACCACCUCCACAUCCUCCAUUACGCUUGCCUGGAUACCAGGAGAUAACGGCGGCAGCUCUAUCAGAGGUUUUGUGCUGCAGUACUCAGUCGAUAAUACCGAGGAAUGGAAAGACGUGUUCAUCAGUUCUACUGAGCGCUCCUUCAAACUGGACAACCUGCGUUGUGGAACCUGGUAUAAAGUGAAACUGGCGGCCAAGAACAGCGUUGGUGCUGGACGAAUCAGCGAGAUCAUUGAAGCAAAGACUCACGGACGAGAGCCCCAGUUCAACAAGGAUCAGCCUGUCUUCACCUAUAUUAACUCCAGCCAUGCUCGCCUCAACCUGCAAGGCUGGGCUAGUGGAGGCUGUCCAAUCUCUGUGGUCACUCUGGAGUUCAGACCCAAAGGUACGUGGGCUUGGCAAAGUGUUCGGACAAACGCCACUGCAGACGUGUUCCUGGCAGAACUGCGUGAGGCGACCUGGUACGAACUGAAGAUGAAAGCAUGUAACAGUGCUGGCUGUGGCAACCAGAGCUCCCAGUUUGCAACACUGGACUAUGAUGGAAGCACGAUUGCUCCCAUUAAAUCCCCGCUAGAGAAGAAUGAUGAUGUGAAGAAGCUGUUCUCUAUCGGUUGUCCUGUGAUCCUGGUCACUGUCGGCAUUGCACUGCUCUUCAUUAUUCGCAAGAAACGCAAAGAAAAGAGGCUGAAGAGACUUAGAGAUGCCAAGAGUCUGGCAGAGAUGUUAAUCAGCAAAAACAACCGCAGCUUUGACACCCCUGUUAAAGGCCCCCCUCAAGGCCCUCGGCUGCACAUCGACAUCCCCAGAGUACAGCUGUUAAUUGAAGACAAAGAAGGCAUCAAGCAAAUUGGUGACGACAAAGCUACAAUCCCUGUGACAGAUACAGAGUUCAACCAAACCGGGAAUCCUCAGAGCUUCUGCACUGGUGUGUCUGUCCAUCACCCUGCACUCAUCCAGAACACUGGUCCUUUGAUAGACAUGUCUGACAUCAGACCAGGAACCAACCCAGUGUCGAGGAAGAGUGUGAAGUCAGCCCACAGCAUCAGGAACCGCUACUCUAGUCAGUGGACUCUGACCAAGUGUCAGGCUUCUACGCCAGCCCGCACUCUCACUUCAGACUGGCGCACAGUUGGCUCUCAGCAUGGCAUCACUGUCACUGAGAGUGACAGCUACAGUGCCAGCCUCUCACAAGACACAGAUAAGGGGCGCAACAGCAUGGUGUCCACAGAGAGUGCCUCUUCCACCUACGAGGAGCUGGCCAGAGCAUAUGAGCAUGCCAAGCUGGAGGAACACUUGCAACAUGCCAAAUUUGAGAUUACAGAGUGCUUUAUUUCUGACAGCUCAUCUGAUCAGAUGACCACAGGUACCAAUGACAAUGCAGACAGCAUGACGUCGAUGAGUACGCCGUCAGAGCCUGGUAUCUGCCGUUUCACUGCCUCGCCACCAAAGCCCCAAGACUACGAUCGUGGCAAAAAUGUAGCCGUGCCCAUUCCACACCGCGCCAAGAGUGACUACUGCAACCUACCCUUAUACAUGAAGUCAGAUCCCUUUUUCCGAAAACGGUCAGAACAUCAUGAUCCAUGUCCUGUGGUUCCACCACGCGAAGCCUCUGCUCGUGGCCUGGCCCAACGGGCAUACCACACCCAGGGCCGUCAUGUGACUAUGGACACUGCGAAGCAGCAGUCACUCAGCAUGGGCCACUCCGGCCUAUCCAACCUCACUUCCUCUGGAGCAUCCUCUGGGGGGGCAACAGGGGGCGCCGCUGGAGGUAGUGGGAGCGGAGGGAUGUCUUCUAGCUCUAGCAGCUCCACGCUUCCACAGAGGACUCUCACCAUGUCUGGCUCCUCAGCUCAGGUGGCUCAGUGUGCGGCUGCAAGCGCAGCUGCCACCGCGGCGGCAGCAUCGUCCUCCUCUGCUGGCGGUGGGGCAGUGGGGGCCACAGGAGGGACCCCUGGAGGUGCUUCUUCUUCUUCCUCUAAAAUGGGAGGAUCUAGAGACUCUCUCCUGGAGAGCAGCUCCUCAGGCUUGAGUAGAUUACAGAAGCAGAGGGAUGGAGGGUCAGGGGCCUACUCCAAGUCCUACACGCUCGUGUAGCUUGCCAUCAACGGGGCCAGUCACUGUAACUCUUAAUACAUAGCUGGACAAGCCAGCACUUGCCUGGAGCCUCCAUUCUAAACUGGUGUGAGGAACAUACACAUGCACAGCUUACCCGUCAGUGCCUGUGCUGUGCCAGGCUGAACAAGGCUGGUUGGGUUACCGCUGACACAACUGUUGGGAGAGGUCAGAGUUAGGUCUCCACAGCACAGGGGUGUUUGCCUUUCUUUCUGCUUGACUGCUUUAUGUUAUUAAUGUGUCAUUUAUCUGUCUUAUUUCACCGUUCUGGAAAUCACUUGCCAAACUCUUUUUCUGUUAACUCCACACGUUCAUUCUUUUGGCUAGGACACAGUACUUAUGCACAAAAAUGCUUUCCACACACACUGUCUUGUUUUUCUAAAUCAAGGCGGCUGUAGAAUGGUUGCUUGAGAAGCGUGAUAAGGAUUUUAGGUUUUUAAAUAGUGUAGGUACCUUUCUGUUGUUGUCGUUUCCAAUGGAAAAAUUAGCUUAUAUCACAGCAUUGUGCCAUGGCAGGAUGCUUUUUAAUGUAUGCAUAAACCACCAGCCUUGGUGUCACAUCGGCUCUGCAAGGUUACGCUAUCAUGGAUUCAGACUGUUGGGACAAAGGUUGUUUUUUUUCUGUUUUUUUUUCUUUAUACAUGCAACAACACAGCAUCCAUAAUUGAUGCUUUUAUAAAUAAUAUAAAUAUGAAAAAUGUCAAGCAUCAUCAAGUGAUAUAUGACUCCAGAAUUUCUUUCAGGUCAGUUUUUAGUUUUUUUUUUGUUUGUUUUUUUUAAUGCAGUUUAAACUCGUGAACUAAGAAAAUGUUAGAGUGGAUCCAAGUUCUUGAGAAGUUCACAAGCCUGCGUGUGUGCGUGUUUUCAGGUGUAUAUGUGUAAAUAUACUAUAUGUAUACAUGAGGCAGGCACACACCAACAGUGGACCUUCAAGUCAAUCUGUAUGCUGACCUCUCGGGCAGACGUCUGUGUCGAACAGGAGUCCUCUUCUCAUCGUUUAUGUUGGACCUGGGAAACGGGGUGUGGAACGGCAAAAGUGAAGUCGAUGGAGAUGGUGAUAACAUAAUACUACCAUUCUUUUUUUGCGUUUUAAACUUUGUUUAGCUACCUGUGAUUAACAAAUGACGACGUAUUUGAACAAAUUAACCUUUUAACACCGGAGCUCAAGUGUUUAUGUUCUAUACCACUAUAACUUUUUAACUUUUAGCAUGAUCAAUGUAAUUCUACUAGAUUUUGAAGGCGAAAAGCGGCUAACACCGCUUUUCGCCUUCAAAAUCUACUAGAAUUACGAUGAUUGCGCUAACGAUUAAAAAGUUACGGUGUGUUAAAGGUCAUUGGCGACUUCUCAGGUGUUAAAGGGUUAAGACUGUUUUGGGUUCACUCAAGACAACAAACAUUUUUUGUUGUUUUCAUGGAAAAAAGUUCUCUUUCACGGUUGAUUCAUCCUUUGCUUGUUUUGACGGCUUUAUAUUCCAGCUUUUUGCACAUAAACCCAAUGAUAUCCACACAGUGUCACUGUGACCUAAUGGCAAGUAAACAAGAAGAAAAUGACAAAUUUGCAAACAAAAGAAACACAUUUUGAUCAUCAUAAACAGUGUAUAAAAUUAUUUAGUGAUGAAAAAAAAAGAAAAAUUGGGCAAUUAUUGCAUUUUCCAGGAAUUUUCUAUAAGGAAAUGUUGACAGUAUUUGUAAAAAUGAGAAACAUUUUCAUGAAAAAAAAUGAUGGGGUUCUUCAAAACUUAAAACCUUAUCAAGUUCAUCCACCUUUUUCCAAAUGAUUUUAGCUUUAUGCAUGGUACUGUAUCUGUUACAUGUUUUUGUUUCUACUCCCAAAGCUUAAUCCAUUAACAAAGAUCGCUCCAAAAAGAAAAGCAAGAGUUGCUCCAAAAGUUUUGCCGCAGUGAAACUUAACAUCAGGGCUCUCGCAAUAGAAAAAAAAGAUGUUAAAAAAAAUAUAUAUCUUUGUUUUCAAAAGUAUGUACAUAUAUAUUUCUAUUAAAAUAUAUAGCAAAUAUAUGGAUAUUGAUAAAAGCAGAGAAAUAUAAAAGCCGUUUUAAUUGAAAAAAUAAAUAAAUAAAUAUAAACGAUCACAAGACAAUCGCUCAGAGUCACGAAUCACACAACAGGGAAGUUAAGAGGGGUGAUCUCAAAGAGAAAGGAAAUGGUCUGGAGAAAAACGUUACUGUGGACGUACAGUAAAGAGAGAGUGGAGAAGUCAUCGGCCUUGUGGUUUUGUAAAGGACAAGCACAGUAAUAAUUGAAAUGUGAGAUUGUGUUGGUUUACUGUGGCUCAGUGCAGAGGGUUUGACAUUGAAAAAGAAACCGUUUUAAGCCUUUAACAUCGGAGCUCCAGUGUUUAUGUUCUUUGAUUUACUGUCAUUUUUUGAUAGUUAACACGAUUAAUGUAAUUCUCAGAAUCUGCUGGAAUUACGUUAAUCGUGUUAGCGGUUGAAAAGUUGCAGUAUGUUGAAGUUUUUGUGUUUAACGGCGCAGGUGUUAAAGGGUUAAAGUCAGGACAAACAGUAAUUGAACCUCUUGUGUUAUGUUGUGAUUUACCUUUAAAAGGUGUAUUUGCAAUCUUAACGCCAUUACUCAGCUACAGUUAAUUAACAAAGACAAACUAACAAAAGUUUAACAGUUCAAUUUUUUUAUUUAUUUUUUUUAUACCCCUGUCAAUGUUAGUCCUUUCUGGAAUCCAGUAGGCCACCGACGAUAGAAACGAUGACUUUUGUUUUUUUUUUUUUUUGACACAAGGAAGACAUGUAUCCGGUUUGCCCUAUAGGAUAAAAUGUCUUUUGUUUUGGCUUUUUAUGUUUUAUGGUAUGCAACACUUGUCUUUAGAAAGUGAUGACUCUGGUACAAGGGUUAGACCUGUUUUCAACUCGAUUAAAACAGGGGCUUCCUUACAUGGCUUGAAUGGGUUUUUAUUGGAUUCAUUAAAUACAUUUUAAACAAAACUGCUCUGUCUGGUUGCUUAGUGAAUUAAAAAAAUACAGAUGCUGUUCUUGCAAUGAAAAGUCCACCAUGGGUUUCUCAAUAAUCCACCAGUUAUGUGUCCUGGAAGGGCAACACUUUUUAUGUUGUGACACAGGAUUUUGUCCACUUUUUUUUUUUUUUUUUUAGCAAAUGCUGCAGAAAUGUCUAUUUAUCAAGUGCAGGUAGAAUAAUAUUUUACCUAAAAAUCACUAAAGCUAAGAAAGGUUUGUUACUUUUAGGAGACAGGUAAAUGGCGCUUGUGACAGUGAAAAGUGCUGCAAAUGUAGUUUCACAUUUGCUUGGUUUAAACAAAAAAAGAGAAAUAUUAAACGUUGCAAAAUAAAAUGUGUGGACUUUAUACUAUACUGAUAAAAAGUACUUCGGUGGGAUGGAGAAAAAAAAAUAGAAAUAGGACUUUUUUGUGUGUUACUGCUAAUAUAUUGAGCAUAGUCAGUGUAACUUUUGAUUUCAUCAAAGAAGAAUGGCACUUUUACUGAACUCCUAACAUCAGCUGUCAGCCGAAUAAACUCAGAAAGCCUUUGCAUCCUGUUGCCUUACUUUUUAAAGUUUUAUCAAAUACGGUUUUAUUAGCAGGUAAGAAAAAAACCCAACAACAUUGGACUUUUUAACUAAUUUAUAUUUUUAUUUAUUGUGAAUUUAACUGUCCAACAUAUUCGGGACAUUGUUUUGUCUAACUGUUGGAUGGAUGUUUUUUUUUUUUUUUUUUUUUUCCCAAACUAGCCUAAUCUUUUAUUCAUUUCUGAAAAUAAAUAUUUCUAAGAACUCUCUAUUUGUCAUCCUAAAACAUCAUUUUCAGAGUAACAGAAGACUUGUGUACAUAGGGAACUGUUUUGUAUAAAUGAGUACUAUUUUCAACAUCUUCAUUAGAAAUCAGGGCACAAUGUAAACUUCUACUAAAGUUAAUGUAAUGAGGAGUUAAUAAAACUAUAGAGGUAUAAUGAUAACUUCUUUAUCCUGAUAUUUAGACCAAUUAAAACAUGUCAGAGUGGACCAUGCAUAGUUAAUUAUAUAGCUAUUUUAUUUUACUGGGCAUUUUGCUGCACUGUCUUAUUUUUUCCUGCUAUUUGACUUUUUUUUGUCACAAGUUACUUGAUUUUCAUUUUUUUUUUUUUUUUUUUACUUUUCACUUUUUUGGAAGAAUUGCAGCAGCGUUGCAUGUUCUGAAAUUUUUUGCAGGAUAUAAAUGAAGGAAAAAAAGAUAAAUUGAAGAUAUGGUUUUAAUGAAAAUGACCAUUUUAAAAAUCCCAAGGUUGGUUGUUGCUUCAACUUUUAUGGGGAAAUGUUGCUUCGAUUUGCAAUUGCUUGUGUUUAACUCUACAUUUUCUUUUCUAUGAAAAACAAACAAAAAAAAACAGAAAAAAAGAAUACUUAACACCUUGUGCAAUAAAGCUAUCUUUUUAUAAACUGUGAGGGUAUUUUUUAUUGAAAGGGUUUGCUGUAUGAGUGCUUGAGUGUGUGAGGUUCUAAAUACAAAAGAUGAUGCAGAACUAACGGAAGAUUAAUUAAGAAACAUUCUUUGUCAAUGUUGAGAACAGCUCAUGAAACUAAAUAUAGUGUGCUUAAACUCUGUUAAUGUCAUUAACAACAGCCAGUCUAGCCUACACUAACUACCUACCCCAGGUGAAGUAUAAACUGGACUAGUUACUAGUCUAAUAUGGAGUCAGAUUCAGAUAAAUGACAACUCACACAAUCAAAGUGACAAUAAAAAGAAAAGAAAAAAA